ACACACACACACACACACACACACACACACACACACACACACAGCACUCUGUUGUCUCGCCCUCUGGCUUUGGUCUCUGUGUGUAAUUGCAUUACUGUGUAACCAUGUCGGAGUUGGAGAACUGCCUGAACUCCAUCAUUCACAUCUUCCACAAAUACUCGGAGAAAGAAGGAGACAAAAACACGCUGAAGAAAAGCGAACUGAAGGAACUGCUUACACACGAACUGCCUUCAUUGACACAGCAUAUAAAGGACCAGUCCUCGUUCGACUCUUUGAUGGAGGGUCUCGACACCGACGGGGACGCAGAGUGUGACUUCCAAGAGUUCAUGACCUUCAUCACCAUGGUGACCAUCUGCUGCCACGAGUUCUUCGAGCACCACGAUGAUGAAUGAGCUGGAGAGGAGAGAAGCCAGAGCUGGAAAUAAGAAUGUAUUGUGUAUAACCCGACUUAUUAUUAUGAUGAUGAUGGGAUGAUGAAGAUGAUGAUGAGCUCACUGUUCCUACUUUUAACUCCAUUAAACUGUUUUUUUUUUUUUUCUGAGGACCUUCAGCUGUUUCUAACUAGGUCUUAGUUGGUUUAACUGGUUUGCACUGUUUUGGAAAAAGUUUUGACUGGUUUUAAGUCGGUCUAAAUUUAUUUGACUGGUAAGGACUGGGUUUAACUAUUUGUACUGGUUCUAACUGGUUCUGAUCUAGUUUUGAUUGGGUUUUUGUCUGAAUGGAACUGGUGUUGACUGUUUUGGAUCUGGACUGGUGCUGAUCUGGUUUAUACCAGGCUUUGACUAGUUCUGACUGGUUCUGAUGUGAUUUUGACUGGUUCUGAUUGAUUAUCCUGACUUUGUUUGAUAGAGGAACCAGUUGUGACAGGUUUCUACUGACUCCUGUGGGUGACUUGUUUUCUUUAUUUUGUACAGACUGGAUUUGACUGGUUUCGACUGGUUUUGAAGGCUUUAUCCUGAUAUGUUUUUUUCUAACGCUAACCAUACCAGCUAACCUAGAUUUAUUGUUAAAGAUGAACAUAGUGCAGGAACCCACAGUCCCUUUUUCCUUAAAACAAUUGAAUCAUAUUUGAUUGGUGGGAGUCUGGAUUUCUUUUCACUGGCGAACAUUUGACUAAUCACAGCAUCAUUACUUCAUCUCGAUCCAGUUCAACCAAAACCGUGUGGAACAAUGUUCACAAUUCACAUGGUUGCUGAGAUUUGCAGCUAACUUGCUAAGCCCCUGCAACACCAAAUCCCCCUGCAUUCCUGUGCGUUCUAAUGAAACCUGUAACUGAUAAUAAAAUGACUGAAUAAUA
Silurus meridionalis is the source of this 1297-nucleotide messenger RNA. RefSeq names its product S100 calcium binding protein, beta (neural) (gene s100b). The record is from RefSeq and is a predicted model, not a curated record. The transcript has 3 exons. The coding region runs from base 105 to 392 and encodes 95 amino acids. Gene Ontology annotation, biological process: positive regulation of canonical NF-kappaB signal transduction; positive regulation of cell population proliferation. Gene Ontology annotation, molecular function: RAGE receptor binding; S100 protein binding. Gene Ontology annotation, cellular component: cytoplasm; nucleus. Lineage: Eukaryota; Metazoa; Chordata; Actinopteri; Siluriformes; Siluridae.